This is a messenger RNA of Cydia pomonella (codling moth), 6148 nucleotides long. RefSeq names its product polycomb protein suz12-B (gene Su(z)12). NCBI's taxonomy places the organism in Eukaryota, Metazoa, Arthropoda, Insecta, Lepidoptera, Tortricidae. The record is from RefSeq and is a predicted model, not a curated record. Gene Ontology annotation, cellular component: nucleus; ESC/E(Z) complex. The transcript has 9 exons. Gene Ontology annotation, molecular function: chromatin DNA binding. Bases 219 to 2486 code for a protein of 755 amino acids.
UAAACCGUUUUUUUUUUUUCACUUAAACCGUAUAGUCUUAAUUUCCAUCGUCGAUUCCAGAGAUAAAAAAAUAUAUGAAAUUGUCUGUGCUCGCACUGACGCUGCCCGCUGCUCACCCGCGAUGUCGACCACCUGUCAAAUGUCAUGUUAGGCAAGUCAACGAACCGAUAACCGAUGAACUUGGCGGUUUAGUUGAUAAUUAAUCAAACCAAGCAGAAAUGCCCCCUAAAAAGCGCGAUAAAGACAAUGAAACUACAAAAAACUCUAAAAUUGAUCAUCUCCAGGCCGACCAUGAGCUGUUUUUGCAAGCGUUUGAAAAGCCAACACAAAUAUACAGAUUUCUGCGAACUCGUAACAUGCUUUCGCCGAUUUUUCUGAAUAGAACAUUGUCGUAUAUGAAGCGGCGGAUGUCUAGGAGCAAUAAAAGUCGCGUGGGGUUCAAAGUCAGCUCUUUGCUGGAGAAAAUCACCUUGAAGAAGAGUACAGAACUGCAACCCAACAGUUUGGGAGGGUACAUGACUCUGACUUUCCUGGGUUUUUAUGACAAGAGCUUGGUAGAUCCCAGAGACUACCAAGUGAAAGUGGAGACCUUGCUGCUCAAGAUAUGCCAUAAAAAGAGGAAAGAGAGCUCAUCUGACGUAAUGGAAGUUUCUAUUGGCACCUGCUCACUGCCUCUCAACCCCUCCACUUCGGAGCCCCCCACCAUGGCUUCAGCUGUCAGCAUCUCCAGUGUCACCUUCAGUCCCUCACAGGGGCCCAACGUCAAGUCCUACAUGCUUAUGCUCAAAGUCACUGUCACAAGGAACUCUGGGAAUACUGCCAAUGGGAGCAGCAGCUCUACAGAAAUUAUGAAUGGAGAUAGUGAAGAACCAGCCACAAAACGCCUGAAAUCAUCAGAGCAUGUCAACAAUUCGUCUCCCGACAGCAAAUGGAGUAAGCUCUAUGGCAGUGAGCUGAUAGUGUAUGACAAGCACAACCGCUGCCUGCUUACUAACGGAGAGUAUGAUCUGGUGCUGCAUGAUGUGACGCCAGGUGGACGGAGCACAACCCUGGCCAGGUCUCCGCAUAAGGCUCUGAUGGCACAGUGGGAGACUAUUCCUAAUGAAAAUGAAAUGCAAACCGACAUAAACCCAUUCGACAUCUUCAAAGUCAGACCGCUGCUCAAACUGAAGCUCAGCUGGAGCCAAGAGCCAACCAAUGGGCUGGUGAACCGUCCCAAGCUAUACCAGCAGGAGGCCAAUGGUGCUAAGAAGGAUUCUGUCACUGCUAAGGAGAGACCUUCAGGAAGCCAACAAAAGAACGGGAAUGAGGCGAAAACUAGAGAAAAAUCCAAAUCAGACACAAGCGAAGAGAACAAACGCCAACAAAUUAUCUACCAAUUCCUAUACAACAACAACUCGCGGCAACAGACGGAGGCUUGUGACGACCUGCACUGCCCGUGGUGUUCCCUCGACUGCGGCACUCUGUACUCUUUACUGAAACAUUUGAAGCUCUGCCAUUCGAGAUUCAAUUUCACGUAUUUUCCGAUCCCCGGCGGCGCGCGCAUCGACGUGUCCAUCAACGAGCUGUACGACGGGUCGUACACGGGCUCGCCGCACGACCUGAUCGCGGCGCAGGGCCGCGCGGCGGGCGCGGGGCCGCGCGCCGGGCCCACGCGCCGCACGAGCCUCACGCGCGUGCUCAUGUGGCGGCCGCGCGCGCGCCGGCGCCCGCAGCGCCACAGCCUGGCCGAGUUCCUGGAGCUCGACGACGGCGAGCUGCUCGAAGCGCAGCGGCCCUACCUCACGGGGCAUAAUCGCCUCUAUCAUCACACGAUCACCUGCCUCCCAGUAUACCCUAACGAGCUGGACAUAGACUCAGAAAACGAGACCGACCCGCUCUGGCUCCAACAGAAAACCAUGAUGAUGAUCGACGAGUUCACCGACGUCAACGAGGGCGAGAAGGAGCUCAUGAAGAUGUGGAACCUCCAUGUCAUGAAAUACAACUACGUCGGCGACUGCCAGAUCCCGCUAGCUUGCCAAAUGUUUCUCCAAAUGAAGGGGAAAGAACUCCUUGAGAAAAAUUUGUACAGAAACUUUAUACUCCACAUGUGUUCAUUGCACGACUUCGGGCUUUUAAGCCCGGUUGCGCUUUACCAAACAGUGCAAAUGCUUAAUCAAAUGCUAGCGGACAACGCUGAGGCCAAAGAAAAAAUGCGAGAAUCGCUCAAAGCGCAACGCGAACACUGGAACGCAGUAGGCAAAUACCAGCAACCUGUAGUGAUCGAGCAAAAACCACAGAACAACACAGCUAAAUUAAACAAUGUCGAAGCCUCUCCAUCCGUUAGAAGAAAGACUUCUAAUCUUAAUAAUAGAAUCAAUACCCCGAGCACUAGUUAUAAAAACGUUCCGAGCACAUCCAAUGGUGACACAAAGAGGAAAAUGUCCUCGGGCAGUAUUCAGAGCCGCAAGCGGUCGUCGAUAUCAGAGCGGAAGCGAUCUGUAUAGCGAAUACUGACGCGCUCGGGGAUGCGGUGACGCGUCGAGUCGAGGCUAAGAACAUUGUGAAGACUCUAGCGGGGCAUUUCUGCAAGAAGUCACAACUUAUUUCCUGUUAAAGAAUAUGUCGGUAUCUGAUAUUAGUUCACACUAAUACAUGCAAUUGUCGAAAGAUAUAUCUGUCGUUUUUCACCUAACGAUUACUAAACGUGUUUCGUUGCGUUUUUACCUUAUAUUUCGUCGCGUAAACGGUGCGCUAACAUAAUUUGUAGUAUACCUAAUAAUAAUAAAAAAACUGUCUUGUCAGCAGUUUCAAGAGCCCAUCUAGUGGGCUGCUCAAGUCACCGCCUGCCUCGAUAACUAGUGUAAACAUUGUUAUGGCAGGUUUCCGGACGUCUUUGCACUAACCCAGUCUCAUUGUCCACCCAAACUUCAAUCCAUAGACCGUUAUGCUGUUCACUAUUUCUACAAUAGUCCCAAUGCCUGCUGCCGGUUCAUGGGUGUCUAUUGUUGCGCCUGUGAACGGGGCCCGGGAACUCUAAGGGGCCUCUACGUGUUGGAUCUAUAUCCCCACGAAAGCCUAUCAAAGACCGGGAUUUAUUUUAAAGUACAAUGGAAUGGAAGGCCUUAUUUUAGUUUAGGAUAUAAAAUUUGAUUCAGUGUGACAUCUCGCAAAAAUGCUCACAAGACUUAUUAAAAAGUGGAUUACCAUCAAAGUACAUUCUAUUAUACGUAGAUAAAUUUUCAAGACUGGAUGAUAGAUUCGCUUUGAUGAUUUGCACUUUUUAAUGACUUUCUUUUUUCAAGUGUUUAAUGAUGAUUUUUACAAUAAUGACGGAGAUAAUAUAGAAAAAAAUUGAUCUUGCAUGUUCCUCGCGUAUCUUAAAAUUGGCCAUAUCCAAUUGUGAAUCAAAUAAUGAGAUGUUCCCGAGCAAAAGGUGCUUUAUCAGGUUUCAAUGUUGAUGUCAAAUUUCGUCUUUGUCAAUAACUUAUUAUUGAUUUUCGGAAAAAAAAAGGUACCUUUUGCUUGAAAACGACACCAAUGUUGUCAAAAUUAUUUGUUAGUAUUCUGAAUAGGAUAGUCUUGUUACUGCCAGGAGAAUUUAAAUGUUAGUCAAUGUCCAUAUAAUGGAUGACAUUGUAGUCUUAAGAUUUUGCACGUUUUCGUUUCAUGAGAGAAUAUUGGUAUUAUCAAAGAUUGUACAAGAUUGUAAUGUCUAUGAAUUAAUCUUGCCCCGCUACUAGGCUGAAAUAGAUGGAGCUGUACAGGUGGCUUAACAGCAACUUUUUUAACAGCCAAAGUUCCAUAUAACGUACAGUCAGCGUCGAAAAAUAGUGACGACCAAAGUAGCCAUAUAUAAAGUGCUAACAAAUGACUUACCGAUAUUUUACGAUAGUUAAAACAUUUAUUUGAAUGCUGCAGAAACACACAAUUCACAAAUACAUUACAAACGGAAUACAACUAAAGUACACAAUUUAAUUAACAGGACAAAAAAAUCAUAAAAUCGAGAAAUGGAUUUACUUGCUGUACGCUGAGUGCAUUGCAGCAAAAACAAAAGGGUUCCGACUCAGCCAUACGCUUCACUCUUUCGAGCAGAGCACUGAUAUUCUGCCGGAACCUAGAUCACGUUAUAGUUAGAUAAAUCUAAAUAUGAUGUUAAAAAACUAGUACAUUAGUGUAAAAAGUAUGUAGUAGUGAUAAUAUGUUCCGAAAUGAAAUACAUAAAUACAAGCAAGAAAGUGCGUAGGUUUGGUUCAAAAUCUCUUAGAUAACCUGCGAAAUACCGAUUAGAUCCUGAAAUCUGCAACCAAAAAGCCGUAUGGUAUCCCUAUUUUUUGUUUUACAAGUAAGUAGUAUAUUUUUAAACUGGUGUUUAAACGUUUGCUUAUUUUUGAGCUGUCUUACAGGUGGAGAAAUAUUAUUCCAGCAUUUGGUCGCGAGGAAUCGGAAACAACCGGUAAAUGCAAUCGUUCUAUGAGGGUAAAAACUUUCUGUCAUGUCAACAAUUGUUUGUCUUAAAUGUCAUAAUCAGAGCCCGUAUGAAAAAUGACGUCACGCUACAUAGAGUAAGAUUCCAAUUAGUAUUUUCGUAAUAAUUAAUCAUUUGUAACUAUGUUGUACUCUUUAGGUAACAGAUACAUAUACUUGACAAUCAGUAUAGAAACGUCCGACUUUCAUUUUAUUGUCAAACAAAUAAAUAAUAGAUUAUUAAUUUAUGAAAUAAUACAUAUUUUUGGUUUUUAACAGCGUAACAAGCAUUUAUUCACGUAACAAGUAUUUAUUAUGAUACCCAUCAAUAAGUAAGUUAUCUAAAUUUGUAGUAACUUCCUGUAUGUUAAAUUACGUCAUUUUUGCGUCAACGGCAUGAAAAGUACAGGCCCUGGUCAUAAUCAACGUGUCAUUUGAUUUAUCAACGUGAAGUGACCAGUUAAGUGUAGGUAAAAGAGGUUCUAGAAUCUGUUCAAUGAGGUCUCAUUUAAUUAUCUCAUUAACAGGGUGUUUUUACAUAGCAAAUUUGUUUAACAAUCUAAAAAAAAAACAUAAAACCUAUAAUGUUUCAUUCUUAAAUAUACUCCAGAAACCGAGUACUAUCAGCUGUAAAUAUAUUGGUAACUAUUUGUUAGCACCUUAUACACCUUGUUUUUAUUGAAUUACUUUAACUUCGGAGUAUGGGCAAGUGCGUUUAAGAAAACUAAAUGGCAUACUUCUUUUUUUUUUAAGUAAUUAAAUGUUUCUUAUAGCGUUGUUUUAACACGGUCAUUACAUUUAAUGCAACCAAACAAUUAAAAACUUACAUAUCAAUGUCCUUUCGAACAUCAAUCGUCCAAGAUAGUACUUACGUUUAGUAGCAAAUGUAUAAACUGGUACUAAGCACUUAUCAGUAUGUAAUCAGGCCCUAAGUCAAGUGUACACACUCGAAAGGGCCUUGACAGAUUAAAAAAAAAUUAUUGACUAUCUCCGAAAUGGAGUUAAUUAGAAUACCGGUGUCUUUGAAAAAGUUACUUAAUUUAAGCUUAAAGCUCAGGAAUGCACCCUUGAAAUUAACGAAAAAAAAAACACGCUGUAUAUCGGGACACAUCCUUAUUUCGAUGUCAACAAAAUUGUGUUACGAUAUAUUUGCUUACUUUGGCCGUCAUUAUUUAUUUUUCGCUGACUAUACAAAGCCGUACAGUACAGCGCUAUUUAUCAAAUUCGAAGCAAGAAUAUGUCUAGACUUUACACAUCUGAUAAAGGACGCGUAGCACGAGGAAUUUCGUACACUGACCUGUCUGUUUCUAUCUCUAUUGCACGCGCAUAAUUAUAUCGCCGUCCCGCUCGCACAAUGUCAUUGGCCGUAGGCAUCAUGAGUGGGACAGCAAUAUAUAUACGCGCGUGCGAUAGAAAUAGGAACAGGCGGAUCAACGUACGAAAUUCCUCCGUCCGUAGGUACUUAAUACAUUCACGUCUGAAUAUAUAUAUACGAACAAAGUGCCAAAACUAUGUAUACACUACCUCAAUAUAUGGGCAAUAAUGUCGCGUAUACAUAUUUUUGGCACUUUGUCCGUAUCGAUAUUUUCAGACGUGACUGUACAAUCAAUGAAUGUUUGAUAUUGGUAUUACUGAUUCCGAAUAAAAUGUUCAUCACAAAUAAAAUGAGACGUUAUACAGUAAAGUUUUAUUUUAUGUGCGA